AUGGAGUGUAACUUCAAUUUCUUGAUUGCUAUAUUGUUUUUUGGAGUGUUAGGAGUCUGCAAUGGGGGUGCGCUGAGAAAGAAUUUCUACAAAAGUAGUUGUCCCCAAGCCGAGCAGAUUGUUCAAAACAUUACAUGGAAACAUGUUGCUAGCAAUUCAACAUUGCCUGCUAAGUUUCUGAGGAUGCAUUUCCAUGACUGUUUUGUUAGGGGCUGUGAUGCCUCGAUAUUGAUCAACUCCACACCAAAUAAUACAGCUGAGAAGGAUGCAGUUCCAAAUCUAUCACUGGCAGGCUUCGAUGUUAUUGAUGAAAUAAAGACCCAACUGGAGAAUACAUGCCCUGGAGUAGUAUCCUGUGCAGAUAUUAUCACUUUAGCUGCUAGAGACUCGGUUUCUUUCCAAUUCAAUAAAUCAAUGUGGGAGGUGCUAACUGGUAGAAGAGAUGGAAAUAUUUCACGUGCUUCAGAAGCUCUGGCCAACAUACCAUCUCCAUUCUCUAACUUCACCACUCUCACACAAGCUUUUGCCAACAAAACCCUCAAUGUUCAUGAUCUCGUGGUUUUAUCAGUUGCCAAAGAGCUGGGCCAAGCUAUUGAUAGGGAUUGGCAGCGGGCCGUCCAGCUUGCCAAUAAACAACCUAGAACAGGCCUCUUCUCAGAAACCAGGCCGGGCUAG
Messenger RNA from Ilex paraguariensis (yerba mate), 675 nucleotides. Lineage: Eukaryota; Viridiplantae; Streptophyta; Magnoliopsida; Aquifoliales; Aquifoliaceae. The record is from the annotation of a GenBank genome assembly.